Molecule: messenger RNA, 1026 nt
Organism: Onychostruthus taczanowskii (white-rumped snowfinch)
Lineage: Eukaryota; Metazoa; Chordata; Aves; Passeriformes; Passeridae
Product: arf-GAP domain and FG repeat-containing protein 2-like
Exons: 5
Molecular function (GO): GTPase activator activity
Source: RefSeq, a predicted model, not a curated record
AUGCUCACGGCCGUGCUCAACUGCCUGUUCGACUCACUGAGCCAAAUGCUGAGGCCCCGGGGCCCGCAGGGGCAGCGCGGGCCGGGACGCGGGGGAGCGGGGCCCGGCGGAGGCCCCGGGGCCCGCAGGGGCAGCGCGGGCCGGGACGCGGAGGCCGAGGUUUGGUGCCGGCGGGUGCGGGAGCUGGUGAGCGCGGUUCCCGCCAACCGGCUCUGCUUCGAGUGCGGCCAGCGCGGCGUCACCUACGUGGACAUCAGCGUGGGCAGCCUCGUGUGCACCGGCUGCUCGGGGGCGCUGCGGGGACUGAACCCCCCGCACCGCGUCAAGUCCAUCUCCAUGACGACGUUCAGCGAGGCCGAGGUGCUGUUCCUGCGGGCGCGCGGCAAUGAGGCCUGCAGGAGGGUCUGGCUCGGCACCUUCGACCCCCGCGCGUCGCCGCCGCCCGACCCCCGCGACCCCCAGAAAGUGAAGGAGUUCCUGCGGGAGAAGUACGAGAAGAAGCGAUGGUACGUGGCGCCAGAACAAGGCGAAGCCCGGGUGAAACCCCCCCGAAGCCCCGCGGCCGAGCCCGGGCCCCCCCAGCUCCUCCCCGGGGACGCAGCGACGCUGGCACAGGUGGGGGUGCCCGGGGGGACGGCACCCCCUGACCCCGCGGUGCCCCCCCAGCCCCCUGCCCCGCCGGCGCCGAAGGCCGGCACUGACCUGCUGGCCGACAUCGGGGGGGACCCCUUCGCCCGCCCUGCCCCCGCCUUCGCCGCCUCCCCCGGUGAGCCGGGGGCUCCGACGGUGGGGAGGGGGCGUGGGCGCGGAGCACGGGGGUCUCUGGGUGACCCCCGAGUGACCCCCUCCCCAGCCCGGUCUGCCUUGCCCGGUUUCGAUGCCUUCGGAGGCAGCGCUGCCUUUGGGGGAGCCGUGCCCCCCAGCACCACAGGUACCCUGAGACCCCCCCCGGGACUCUCAGAGAGGGUUGGGGGUCCCUGCGGGGGGCCAGGCAGGGGUUUGGGGUCGUCCCCCCUCCCCCAGAUC